Molecule: messenger RNA, 1876 nt
Organism: Oncorhynchus masou masou (cherry salmon)
Lineage: Eukaryota; Metazoa; Chordata; Actinopteri; Salmoniformes; Salmonidae
Product: mucin-2
Exons: 6
Coding region: 45-1460 (471 amino acids)
Biological process (GO): cell-matrix adhesion; inflammatory response
Source: RefSeq, a predicted model, not a curated record
CUCUCUCUCUUUCUCUAACCCCGGUGCGAAGAGACCAGACAGACAUGGCUGCCACUCUGAAGGGAACUGUCGUCUCUCUUCUUCUUCUCUCCUCCAUUUCUCAAGGUGUCCAUGGUGUUGACGUGUUCCACCGUGAGUCAGUGAGAGCUGUAGAGGGUCAGAUCAUCUUUCUACCCUGUUUACUAGAAGUGAAGGAGGGACGUAAACCCGUCAUCUCUCAGGUAGAAUGGAGGAAGAAAGGAGAGCUGGAGGACCACAAGCUGGUAGUGUUUAACCCUAGUUUUGGUGAAACCCUCGUCUCGCCUAACGUCGCCCUGGACGUGGCGUGGGACAAGGACAAGCUAAUGGGCACAUCUCUGGUUCUGAAGGAUGUAGAGGCUAGGGACAGCGGGCGCUAUAUCUGUGACAUCACUACCUACCCCAACGGGUCCAUCAGGAAAGUCACUCGGCUGAAGGUUGAAGGUCCUGCUGUCACAGUGGCCCCCGGCAACAACGUAACUGAACCUACGGUUACCGACAACAACGUAACUGAACCUACGGUUACCGACAACAACGUAACUGAACCUACGGUUACCGACAACAACGUAACUGAACCUACAGGUACCGGCAACAACGUAACUGAACCUACGGUUACCGGCAACAACGUAACUGAACCUACAGGUACCGGCAACAACGUAACUGAACCUACAGGUACCGGCAACAACGUAACUGAACCUACAGUUACCGGCAACAACGUAACUGGACCUACAGGUACCGGCAACAACGUAACUGGACCUACAGGUACCGGCAACAAUGUAACAAGCGACCUAACAGAGCCAGGAGAGAUGACAACCCCCACAGCUAACUUCAGCGUCACACCAGACACCCUCACCUCCUCUACCGUACAGGAAGUCAACACCAGUAUCACUAUGACUACCUCUGUCACCCAGCCAAUCAACUCCAAUACACACCGAUCAGUCAACACAGAGGCGGGACCAAAGGGGUCAGAGGUCAACAGCUCCACGGACAGUCCAAUCAGAGUCCCAUCCACGGCCCAAUCAGGAUCCACCUAUCCAAGCAAGGUCCAAUCAGAUCAGCCCACUCCAUGGAGGGUCCAGAGGAACGAGUCUGAAGCACAGACCUCCAGCUUUGGUGGUCAGGCAGGCCCAGUGUCCACUACGCUAAACCCAGAGAAGAGCACCCCGGCUGGGGAGAAGGAAGACCACACCCUGGAGACCUCCACCACCUCCACCUCCACUUCCUCCCAUGGGGAGACAGGUCCCAGUAGUGGUCAGAGGUACGUGGUGGUGUGGGUUCUGCUUCCUGUCCUGGCUCUGCUGCUCGUGGUAGGGUUUCUCUACAGACGGUACAUCAUCCAGAAGAGGAUGGACCUCCCUCCCCCCUUCAAGCCUCCUCCCCCUCCAGUGAAGUAUUCCUCUUUGAGAGCUCAUGAGGUCCACAUGACCGACAUCCUCACCUGAAGGGGGAGCUGUUGUAUUUGUUUUAUGGUUAAAUGAAACCCUCCAUUGGUCCUCAUUCAUUUUAUAGUGAUACUUAAUGCGCAUCCUCUGAUGUCAGAAAUAUAAAUUAGCCUUUUACUGUAAUACAUUUUCUGUGCCAAUGCUGUGUGAUUUAAUGGUGCCCCUUUACAAAGCUGGACUUUGAAGCCUUUUCUUCUGUUAUGUUGCUAUGCGUUUUUGGAGCUUUUACCAAAGAGUAUGAUAUUUAUUGUUACAGAAAUGUUUUUAUGGUUAAACUUUGGUGUGAAUUAAGGAAACCAAAAUAUUCUUUAUUAAAUUUGUAAAUGUUAUAUUUUCUUUUACCAGAUAUAUUUUAUGAAAUAAUUAAGAUUGCAAUUGAAUGUAUCCAAUCUGUUUAAAUAAAGAUCUUAAACAUA